AUGUUUAAGAAGUUUGAUGAAAAGGAAAGCGUCUCAGGAGUACAGCAGCUGAAAUCAUCGGUCCAAAAGGGUAUUCGAGCGAAGCUGAUCGAGCAGUUUCCGACCAUCGAAAGCCAUAUCGACUUAGUUUUACCGAAAAAAGAUGCAUUUCGGAUAGUGAAAUGCCACGACCACAUUGAAAUUCUCAUCAACGGUGCCGGAGAACAGGUGUUUUUCCGACAUAGGGACGGUCAAUGGAUGCCGACCCUGAAAUUGUUCCACCGGUUUCCUUUUUUUCUGCCAAUGGAACAGGUGGACAAAGGCGCCAUCCGAUUUGUGUUGAGUGGAGCUAACAUAAUGUGCCCUGGAUUAACUUCGCCGGGAGCAUGCAUGACCAAGGUUGAAAAGGGAACGGUGGUUGCGAUAAUGGCCGAAGGAAAACAACACGCUUUGGCUAUUGGAUUGACAUCCUUAUCCACGGAUGAUAUUGCCAAAGUGAACAAGGGUGUUGGAGUGGAAAAUUGCCAUUAUCUCAACGAUGGACUAUGGCAAAUGAAACCUAUAAAAUAAACUACGUCUGAUUGGACGUUCACUCUUCGUGGUGUACUACACU
This is a messenger RNA of Anopheles nili, 592 nucleotides long. RefSeq names its product malignant T-cell-amplified sequence 1 homolog (gene MCTS1). The transcript is spliced from 4 exons. NCBI's taxonomy places the organism in Eukaryota, Metazoa, Arthropoda, Insecta, Diptera, Culicidae. Gene Ontology annotation, molecular function: RNA binding. Gene Ontology annotation, biological process: formation of translation preinitiation complex. Bases 1 to 549 code for a protein of 182 amino acids. The record is from RefSeq and is a predicted model, not a curated record.